Nicrophorus vespilloides is the source of this 1721-nucleotide messenger RNA. RefSeq lists its product as uncharacterized. The transcript has 2 exons. Bases 84 to 1649 code for a protein of 521 amino acids. Lineage: Eukaryota; Metazoa; Arthropoda; Insecta; Coleoptera; Silphidae. The record is from RefSeq and is a predicted model, not a curated record.
AUGCCUCAAUUGGCGCAAAGAGUUCGGGAGAAAGGGGGACAGGAUGCUCACACUGUGGUCAACAAUUCGCCUCUUAUAAACUCAUGCGACAGCAUGAGUCCCGGAUCCAUCCGUUGGAAUACCGGAAGGAAUUAGAGGCGAAAUUACCACUCCCUGAAUCAGAGCUGAUGGCUAAGAUCGCUAAGAUCGAAGCCGGAAGCAAAAGGGGUGGUAAAUUCUACACAGAAAUGGUGAGGGCUACCGGCCUGACAGAACAUCAAGUCAGGCAUCGACGAGAGCAGAAAGUUUAUCAGCGCUACUUGACUGAGGCUCGAGCACAGGUUAGGAGAAGUGCCACAAAACUUUUCGGCCUUCCUGCCAGCUCGACCCCAGUAACGCAGGGUCGAUCAACCCGAAGUGGUGGAUCUAAGUCAGCCCAGGAUCGCUCUAAUAGCCCUCAUCACGGGGACACAACCACUGUGAGCACCCAGCACGUCCCCUCGGAUACCCGAUCUACCAGAGCGCUUAAGAGAGUGCGGGAAGACUCGACGUCUGGGACCGAAUCUGCAAAUCAUGAGGAACCCUUACGACCUCCCCCCAACCUCAGGGGCCGAGUCAUGGAGGCUAUAGCGGCUGUCGAGACACAGUCCGCGAAACGAGGGCGAAGUGUGUCUUCAACACCUUCCCCUAGCAAAAAGAGGUCAUGUGUUGAUGAUCAGUCAGUUUCGAGCGUUGUGGAGGCAGACACACCAUCAGUAUUCAUUAGCUCCACAACAGUACUGCUGAAAAGGGGAUGCAUCGCAUCUGGCGUAAACAAUGGCGUGAUGAAUCCUAUUACUAAUUUACCUAUUACAUCUGUUGACAGGGAAGCAGAGCCACCAUCGGCUCCCGCGAGGGCGGCACUCCUGCCAGGACCCUUCGUCGAAUACCUGACCAGCCUAAAUGACUUGGACAAUGCCACCCAAGAAAUGAUUAACAAAGCUAGAAUGGGAACCGGUCCAGAGCUGCUCGCAGCGAUGGACGACUGGAUCAGACAUCGAUUCCCAGUAAAGGUCAGGACGGCGAGGGGGUGCGCCGCCGCUGUGGAGGGACCACCCCUCAGUAAGAGGGCCCUCAGGAUCAGCCGAUACAAGAAAUGCCAGAAUCUUUUUGCCAAGAGCAAGAAGACCCUGGUACAAAUGAUCCUGAGUGGAAAGGACGUCUGCCAGUCCGUGGCCGCUCCCACCUUGGCGGACACUGAGUCCCUGUAUGGUGGGCUGCUCGAGCGGGAGUCUCCGGUCGACACCGACCCGUUCAUUGAGCGGGCUCGGUGUAGUGACACAUUCAAGCCGAUCACGGAGACGGAAGUCUUGCGGUCCAUGGGAUCAUGGAAGGUGUCAGCCCCCGGCCCAGAUGGGACUUCUGUGGAGGAUGUGAAGCGGUGCGGCGCUCGGGCACUUAGUGUGUUAUACACGCUGGUGCUGGGGAGUCGCGUCGCCCCGUCCCGAUUCCUGCAGAACCGGACCAUCCUCAUCCACAAGGACGGGGAUGGUCACACGGAUCAGGAAGAACUUGCAACGCCUGGAGAGGUUAGCACCGCUCACCGACCCUGGCACCACAAGAAGGAUCAAAAUGAUGAGCAACCCUUAUACCAAAGGCAUGGAGGAGGCGGCCCACGACUCGGCCAGUAGGUCGUGGAUUGACCAUCCUCCAAUGGGUUGGACUGGACGCGACUACGUCAAGGCGGUCCAGCUAAGGAAUAA